GUCAAUAAUGUCAGCACCAGUUCCAGGUAGUGCUAAUAGUGUCCCUGCAGACUCAGCUACAGCGAGUUCAAACUCAUUUAUGUCAGCACCAGUUCCAGAUAGUUCAGCGAGUUCAAACUCAUUUAUGUCAGCACCAGUUCCAGAUAGUUCAGCGAGUUCAAACUCAUUUAUGUCAGCACCAGUUCCAGGUAAUUCUAAUAGUGUCUCAGCAGACUCAGCUAUAGCGAGUUCAAACUCAUUUAUGUCAGCACUAAUUCCAGGUAGUUCAGCGAGUUCAAACUCACUAACUAUGUCAGCACCAGUUCCAGGUAAUUCUAAUAGUGUCUCAGCAGACUCAGCUAUAGCAAGUUCAAACUCAUUUAUGUCAGCACCAGUUCCAGGUAGUUCAGCGAGUUCAAACUCACUAACUAUGUCAGCACCAGAAUUUAUUUGUCUCUUAUGGUCACAAACUGUACUGGAGAAAGAUCUUUUUCAGUCCUUAAAAGAGUUAAGAAUGAACUUAGAUCAACAAUGGGACAACCUCGCUUAAAUGAUUUGGCUUUAUUAUGCAUUGAAAGUGACAUAGUUAGAUCAAGAGAUUUCACAGUAGUGAUCAAGAAGUUUUUUUCAAAAAAGGCCAGAAAA
Hydra vulgaris (swiftwater hydra) is the source of this 624-nucleotide messenger RNA. NCBI's taxonomy places the organism in Eukaryota, Metazoa, Cnidaria, Hydrozoa, Anthoathecata, Hydridae. The record is from RefSeq and is a predicted model, not a curated record.